Aquila chrysaetos chrysaetos is the source of this 4470-nucleotide messenger RNA. It is a transcript of the gene BORA, whose product is annotated as BORA aurora kinase A activator. The record is from RefSeq and is a predicted model, not a curated record. Gene Ontology annotation, cellular component: nucleus; cytoplasm. The transcript is spliced from 13 exons. Gene Ontology annotation, molecular function: protein kinase binding. Bases 290 to 2125 code for a protein of 611 amino acids. Gene Ontology annotation, biological process: regulation of mitotic spindle organization; activation of protein kinase activity; regulation of mitotic nuclear division. NCBI's taxonomy places the organism in Eukaryota, Metazoa, Chordata, Aves, Accipitriformes, Accipitridae.
GCGUGACGCCCCAAACGGAACCCGCUCGCGUAAGCAGCAGGAAGGCAGAGGGCGGGCUUUCUUUCGAAUUUGUGUAGCGGCUCCCCUGGCGGUUGGCCCGUUCGAGAGCGGGGGAGCUCUGCCACUGGUCUAGCGGCGGAGGCUGCGCGCCGCGAUUGGGCAGAGCCCGCGAGGGGGCGGGGCCGGUUAAAGAGCCGCCCGGCGCGGCGGAGGCGGGAGCUGCGAUUUGGGGCGAGCAUGAGCGGGCGCGGCGGCGUCCCGGUAACGGCGGCAGGUAUAGCUUAGUGUUAUGGGUGAUACAAAAGAAGCUAAAAUGCAGAUAACACCAGAAACUCCAGGACGAGUCACAGUCCUCAAUCCUUUUGAAAGUCCCAGUGAUUAUUAUACUCUUCAGGAGCAGAUUGUCUCCAGUCCUUCAGUCUUUAAAUCAACAAAAUCCUCAUCUACACCAGGAAAAUUUAGAUGGUCUAUUGAUCAGCUUGCUCUAAUAAAUCCUGUGGAAAUUGACUCGGAAGAUGUUCGACGCCAAGCAAUGUAUUUGAGUCAUGCUAGAAUUGAUAAGGAGACGGAAGACAGAAGGCAAAAAGCUAUUGAGGAGUUUUUCACAAAAAGUCUCAUAGUUCCUUCUCCUUGGACUGAACAUGAAGGCAAGCAAGUUUCUCAGUUUAAUUCAACUAAAUCCAUAGAUCUAAAUUACAUUUCUCCAAUUAGAAGACAGCUAACUUUGCAUCCUGGGAAGAGCAAUGCUGCUUGUCAAACAGUACUGUCUUUGCCAGUGGAUUUUAAUUUAGAGAAAAUACUAGGUGAAUAUUUUAGAACUGAUGAAUUUGCAGAUCAGUCUCAGGAAAAUCUGAGCUCUUCAUCACUCAGAAGAAAGCUGUUUUUAGAAGAAAAUGGAAGUGUAUCUGAGUGUUUGUCCCCUUCUCUGCAUAGUCCAUGCAGUAGUCAGCCACUUGAAGUGCUUUGUUCAAUAGAUAUAUCUCCAGUACGGUGCAGAAGCCCUCUGGAAACAUCUAGUUCAGGUCAGUUUUCAUCAAGUCCUAUUCAAGGAGGAACAAGGGCUUAUAGUCUGGGAAGUAUUACCAGUCCCACAUUUCCAGAGGGGUCUCCGGCACAUAAUGGUUCUCCUACUUUUUCACCAAUUGCUUUUCACAUCAGAAAGACACCACUGUCAGACCAAAGAAAAUUUACAUUUCGUUCUCCAGAUAUUCCUUCUUCCUCAAGUAGAAUGACACCCCCAAGUACAAGAAGUCCUUAUAUAGAUGGUUGUUCUCCAAUUAAAAAUUGUUCUCCUAUGAGGCUUGGAGCUUGUAGAGGAACUGCCCAGUAUCAAACUUCUGUCAUUAGAAUACCAAUUGCAGUUGAGAACCACGGUGUGGAUGAAGAAGACAAGGAAAAUGCUUCUCCAGCAGAAGCUCGGUUCCCAGAACUGGAUAAUGGAAUAAACUUAUGUCAGCAAGACGGUGAUACUUUUGCACAUGGUACACAUCUUGUGGUAGCAACUGUGUCUAUUGCACCAGAUCACUCAGAAGCUUGUCGUCAAAGGUUGUCAUCAUUUCAGGAUAUAGAAGGCUCAAAGGAAAAUAAUACCGUAGAUAUGGCUGAUGCAGCUGAAGUGUCAGAGGAAAACGCUUGGAUAAAAGAAACAAUUGGCAAUAGCAAUGCACCAAUGACCAGCUUUAUGACGGGGAUUACUUUCAGUAUUGAAAACUCUCGCAUGUGCAUGUCACCUCUUGCAGAAAGCAGCGCAAUUCCUUGUGACAACAGUAGUAUUCAGGUGGACAGUGGUUAUAAUACACAGACUUGUGGAAGCAGCAUUAUGGAUACUGCGGGGGCUGAAAACAGUUGCAGAGAAAAUGAUGUGAAUACUAACGUGUUUCAGAAUAAAUCUCAUCUCCUUAGAACAAAGGAGUGUACUGUUUUAAACCAUAAGGACAAUCAGUUGCUGAGAGCAAAAUCUCCAGAGAAGCAAUCCUGUUUCCAAAAAGCAAAACCACACAGUACAGUAUUUGGUCAAAAUACAACUUGUAACAUUUCUGCCUGGAAACAUAAAAAUGAAAAUCAAGUUCAGGGUUUUCACAAAAAUGAUUCCACGAGGAGCCUUGUUUCGAAAGUUUGGACAUAACUUUAGCUUCAAGAGGAGUAUUUCAGAUGGAGUGGGCAAACCUAGGGUAACUUGCAUAGCGGCCAAUGUCACUGCAAAAACACCUACAUUUUAAGACACAACUUCUGAAGGCAUGAGGGAAUUUUUUCCAUGGAGGAGAGAAAAAGGAAAGGAGUAUUAGUUUUGAUUUGGAUUGCUUUUCCCCUGAUCAGAUUUAUCGUGUGGCUUCAGGAAUACUAGCACUGGUACCAAGACAGUGUCACUGGACAGAAAUGAACUGCUGGGGGUGUGAUAAGAGCAGGGCUGGGGUCACAGGAGAGGGGUGAGUGUCUGUGGGUAUCGGUCUGAAGUAACAGGGAUGAAACUCAGCUGUGACUUUCAUGAGGGAAGAAUAAAACUAGUGUUCCAGAAAUGGGUCCCUGGAAUAUGUAUAUGAUUUAGAGUAGACUGCAAACUGUUAAAAAUGGGUGCUUUGAUUUUAAUACCAGGCUAGUCCUUUUAAUUAAGUUUUCCUCAUGAACAGGUGCAUGGAAACUCCAUUCUAGUUACGGAAAUAACGCACUUUUCCACAACUUAAAGUUUAAUUUGCUUAGUAAUAAAAUAAGCUUUACGUCAAAAGAAGUCUUUUAGCAAUUCUUUGAACAGUUUUUUCCUUGGUUUGACAGAGAACUGUGUAUCUGUCAGUUAGCUUUACCAUGUACUUAAGUAAAAUGUACUAUUGGUUACUUUAAAAUCAAAUGAUAGUGUUGUUACUUUAGUAAUUGUAUUAGUACUAAUCUUGAAGUUGAUCACCUGACUCCACCAGUGUCCCCUAAGAACACUUGUGUCCAAAUUGAUGCUCCAGUACCCUUCUGAAGGAACAUAAGAAGGUGCAAUAAGGUUAAUUGGUCUCAGUACAUCAUUAAGACAAUGGUGCAGCUUUCCUUCUAUUAAAGUAAACCAUUACACUUUUACUUCCCUCUUAUGCUUAAUUCCCAAUAUUAUUAUGUUGCUUACAGAAAUUGCCAAAAUAUUUAGAUAAACGUUUAGAAAAAUAAUUAACUUUUUGCAUGCCUCUUACUGCAAAAAGUAUUAAUAUAAACAAACUCUUGAUACUUUCAAGAAAAACAUCAAUGAGCAAAAGUAAUGGAAUGAGGAGGGUCUGGAAGCCCAGAACUCCCUUUGCCUAAUCAAAUCUGAUUUGGUUGAAUUCAAUUGGAUUUUAAAAGAACCUUCUGGAAUUUAUAAAUGUGAAUGGGGAAAAAAAUCCAUAUGGUGAUCUUCUAGUGACUAAGAGGGGAAGAAGAGAUAAGGGAAAUACUGAGAUUUCUGGGCUCUGUUUGUCGAGCUCUGAAGUAAACUGUGUUGGAUUAAUCAAAAAGGAAAGUCCAUUCUGGUACGUGCCCCAGGUGAAGUAGUCUUUCUCUGUUCAUAGCAAGGAUAUCCAGUCCCAGGAUACUGGAUGGAUGUUCUGCUUCCCACUCUGUUCCACAACCCACAGGAAAGAUUGUACCAAAGCGACAGACUGUGGGUGAUGAGUAGCUCUUGGCACACUAAGCCUCCAACAGUUGGUCACACCUAAAUUCAAAGGCAACUGACAACACUUUUUAAAAAUCUGAAAAGGGGAGGUGUGAACAGAAUUGCACAGCAUGAAAAAGCAAUGCAUUAAACCUGAGACUUGUGUGCAAGAUUUUUGUAAGGUUCUAAAAGUUAUUUAUGGCCUUGCAUCUUUUCUGUUUCUCAUGAUACUUCUUUUUAACAAUAAUCAAUUGAAAGGGUGAAUUUCAGAUUCCUGGACUGUACAAAGGAUUUAUUUUUGCAAGUGUGAUUACUAAAAAUACUAGUAAUGUUAAUGUAAAGGGGAAGAUGAAAAGCAGGGCGGUCCAAAUUAUGAUCUGUUUCUGAACUGUUUGGCAUGAUAUGUAUAAUUAAGAUUUGGUUUUAUUAAUUAAAACUUUUGAUUCUUUAUAAUGAUAUGUUCAAUGAUCAGACCCUGUGUGAGUAUUUUCUUAAAGGUAAGGGAAAAGUAACAUCAGAAAUGGGUGAAUGUGAGAAGUAAUUAAGGAUCCCCACUCAAAUAAAUUGCCUGUAUUUUCUGUCCCAUUUUUAUAGUCUUCAGUUAGAUGGGAAUUAUUUAUUUUAUGAAAAGGUGCCUAUUUCUUAUUAUGUUUGUAUAAUUGUUUUGUAGAAGAAACCUACUGUGCAAAUUACCAUGGAAAUCAUUUGACCAUUCUGUUUCUCUAGUUGUACUUAAUGCAUUGGUUGGUACAUGUUGCAAGAAAUGGUCAUUGUUUACAUUAAUUUUGGUAGUUUUAACGAGGGUCAUUUAACAUGCAUAAUUGUAAAUUGAGUAGUGAAAUAGAAUAAAGACAUCUCUUUCAUACCUA